Molecule: messenger RNA, 1140 nt
Organism: Castor canadensis (American beaver)
Lineage: Eukaryota; Metazoa; Chordata; Mammalia; Rodentia; Castoridae
Gene: Lin52
Product: lin-52 DREAM MuvB core complex component
Biological process (GO): regulation of DNA-templated transcription
Cellular component (GO): DRM complex
Source: RefSeq, a predicted model, not a curated record
UGCGCGACAAGCGUGACUGGCGUUGGGGGCGGGGCUAUGCAAAUAUUUCCCUAUGGGGAGGAGGAACGAGACUCAGCUGCGAGUUGGGGAUAGGAUGCCUCUUUGGGGGCGUGGCUUAUGGAGCCUCACUUUCCCGCCGACGGUUGGCCACGUCACGUGACAUGGGUUGGAAGAUGGCGUCUCCCACAGACGGGACAGAUUUGGAAGCAUCUUUGCUAAGUUUUGAAAAACUUGACCGUGCCUCACCAGAUCUUUGGCCAGAACAAUUACCAGGUGUUGCUGAAUUUGCAGCUUCCUUCAAAAGUCCUAUUACUAGCUCUCCGCCUAAAUGGAUGGCUGAAAUAGAACGUGAUGACAUUGACAUGUUGAAAGAACUGGGGAGCCUCACCACAGCUAAUUUGAUGGAGAAGGUACGAGGUCUACAGAACCUGGCCUAUCAGCUGGGGCUGGAUGAGUAUAGCUUUUUCUCAGCACUGGGAAAGAUGGCCAAAAGGAGAUCCAGUUUAUAUAUUUUUGAAUCUCAUCCCAAAAGAAGAAUGUUUCAAAAGAAAGUUGCUGGGGAAGACUUUGACUGUUCUGUGUUGAUUCUCAUACCCAUCCUUGAGCCAGUCCUUUUUCCAGUUGUCCAGAAGCACUGUGAUUGAUGGACCAGGACUGGGUCCAUUCAGACACAGAAUAGAGAGGUUGGUCUGACCCAAAUUUUGUGGAAUGGGAGGUAAGAAUUGGUUCCCCGAAGGAAGGGAUAUAUGACAGACCAAGAACAUAUCUGCUUCCAUGAGUAAUGCCUUAAAAUUUCUUGUUUUAUGCCUGUCUGCUCUCCAUUCUCUUAAUAUACAUUUUUUAUUCAUUACAUCUCUUCUCAUAUUGUAUUCAUUACAAAAGUGGAAAAGGAAUUGUAGAAAGUUCUCACUUUGUAAUUGAAAGAAGAAAUACUCAACAUAAAUGCAGUGGUUAGAACCUAUUCUCAGGGACUACUUCAGACCAUCAUUAAAUCUAUAAUCUUGAGAGUCCUAUUAGGUUGUAUAGAUUUCUUCAAAAAUGCAAGUUUCAUACUAAUUGGUGCAAUUCUAAAAAUAGUCUUGUUACUUGUUUUUCUUGUUUCUUUAGAGCAUAGUGUUUGUUCACAGCAUUGAUUUAAGU